CUUUAACUGACCCUUCCCGGGGGCCUGCCUCACGCGUGCGCACUGCAGUUCUGCGCUUGUCAUCAUGGCGACGCGGGGCCAUGUGCAGGACCCUAACGACCGGCGCCUCCGGCCCAUUUACGAUUAUCUUGAUAAUGGGAAUAAUAAAAUGGCUAUUCAGCAAGCUGAUAAACUGUUGAAGAAACACAAAGAUCUUCACUGUGCAAAGGUUCUCAAGGCGAUUGGUUUACAGAGAACUGGAAAACAGGAAGAAGCCUUCACCUUGGCCCAGGAGGUAGCUGCCCUUGAGCCCACAGAUGACAACUCCCUUCAGGCCCUGACAAUCCUCUACCGGGAGAUGCACCGGCCGGAGUUAGUCACAAAGCUUUAUGAGGCAGCUGUGAAGAAAGUUCCCAACAGUGAGGAGUAUCACUCUCACCUCUUUAUGGCCUAUGCCAGAGUGGGAGAGUACAAGAAGAUGCAGCAGGCUGGCAUGGCUCUAUAUAAGAUUGUCCCCAAAAACCCUUACUACUUUUGGUCCGUGAUGAGCUUAAUCAUGCAAUCCAUAUCUGCACGAGAUGAGAACCUCUCAAAAACCAUGUUCCUGCCCCUGGCAGAGAGGAUGGUAGAGAAAAUGGUGAAAGAGGACAAAAUAGAAGCUGAAGCGGAAGUUGAACUUUAUUAUAUGAUCCUGGAACGGUUGGGGAAGUACCAGGAAGCCCUGGAUGUCAUUAGAGGGAAAUUAGGAGAGAAGUUGACAAGUGAAAUUCAGAGUCGGGAAAACAAAUGCAUGGCCAUGUACAAGAAACUGAGCAAGUGGCCAGAGUGCAACGCCCUUUCCCGACGCCUCCUGUUGAAAAACUCUGAUGACUGGCAGUUCUAUCUGACUUAUUUCGAUUCUGUCUUUCGACUGAUUGAAGAGUCCUGGACGCCUCCUGCUGAAGGGGAACAUUCCUUAGAAGGGGAAGUACACUGCUCUGCAGAAGACGCUAUGAAGUUUAUAGAGGAUCGGAUAACGGAGACAUCGCAAAGCUCUCGACACCUCAGGGGCCCACACCUAGCUAAGCUGGAGCUCAUCAGGCGCCUGCGGAGUCAAGGUUGUAACGAAGAGUAUAAGCUGGGUGACCCAGAAGAGUUAAUGUUCCAGUAUUUCAAGAAGUUCGGGGAUAAGCCAUGUUGCUUCACAGACCUGAAGGUGUUUGUUGACCUCUUGCCUGCUGCCCAGUGCACACAAUUCAUUAACCAGCUUCUUGGAGUUGUUCCGUUGUCAACACCAACAGAGGAUAAGCUUGCUCUGCCAGCUGACAUCCGAGCCCUGCAGCAGCAUCUGUGUGUUGUGCAGCUGACAAGGCUCCUUGGCUUGUACCAUAUCAUGGAUAAGAAUCAGAAGCUGGAGGUGGUCAGAGAAUUAAUGUUAAGGUACCAGCAUGGACUGGAAUUUGGGCGAUCUUGUUUGAAGACAGAGUUGCAGUUCUCUGACUAUUACUGCCUCCUCGCUGUCCAUGUGCUCAUUGAUAUCUGGAGAGAAGCAGGUGAGGAGACUGCCGUGUGGCAGGCCCUGACUCUGCUGGAAGAAGGCUUAACACACAGCCCAUCCAAUGCUCAGUUCAAAUUGCUGCUUGUUCGAAUCUACUGCAUGAUGGGUGCAUUUGAGCCAGUGGUGGAUCUUUACUCCAGCCUUGAUGCCAAGCAUAUCCAGCACGACACCAUUGGCUAUCUUCUGACCCGAUAUGCCGCAUCCCUGGGUCAAUAUGCUGCUGCCUCCCAGUCCUGUAACUUCGCACUCAGGUUUUUCCACUCCAACCAGAAAGAUACCUCAGAAUACAUUAUUCAAGCUUACAAAUACGGUGCAUUUGAGAAGAUCCCAGAGUUUAUCGCUUUUAGGAACAGGCUGAAUAAUUCUCUGCACUUUGCACAAGUGCGCACUGAACGGAUGCUGUUAGACCUUCUACUUGAAGCAAACAUAUCAACUAGCUUGGCAGAAAGUAUCAAAUCAAUGAAUCUGAGGCCAGAGGAAGAUGACGUUCCUUGGGAAGAUUUGCGGGACAACAGAGACUUGGAUGUUUUCUUCAGCUGGGAUCCAAAAGACAGGAAUGUUUCUGAAGAGCAUAAGAAACUCUCCUUGGAGGAGGAGACCAUGUGGUUAAGAAUUCGCUCCUUAACGUUGAGGCUGAUCAGUGGACUUCCAAGUCUUACCCACCCUGUGGAGCCAAAGAACUCAGAGAAGACGUCAGAGAACGGUGUGUCCUCCCGGAUUGACAUCCUUCGUUUGCUCCUCCAACAGCUAGAAGUGGCCGUUGAGACAGGGAAGCGGUUUAUUGAAAAGGAAAUUCAGUACCCCUUCCUCGGGCCUAUUCCUACCAGGAUGGGCAGGUUCUUCAGUUCUGGCUGCUGUCAGUGCCAGGUCCGCUCCUUUCAUCUUGUCAAUGAUAUGUAUGAGCUUGACAGCAAUGGCUUAGAGGGUACAGUGGAUAUACAGGAGCGAAUAGAAAAUAGUCUUGCAUCUUUACUAGAACUUUUGAAAGGUGUCUUCAGCACAUGUAAAGGCAACCUCUUGGAAGUUAAAGAUGGUAAUGUGAAGACCCAGCCUGCGGUCCUAGAGAACCUUGUCUUCUUUGUUGAGACUAUUUCUAUUGUCCUUUGGGUGUCCAGUUACUGUGAGAGUGUCUUGCGGCCAUACAAAUUAAAUAUACAGAAAAAGAAAAAGAAGAAAAAAGAAACCAGCAUCAUCAUGCCUCCAGUCUUCACCAGUUUCCAAGACUAUGUUACUGGACUUCAGACUUUAAUCUCCAAUGCUGUGGAUCAUGUUAAAGGACUUGAAACACAUCUAAUUGUACUUAAACUUGAGGAACUUACUUUAGAAGACACUUCUAUCUCUCCGGAAGAAAGAAAAUUUUCAAAGACUGUCCAGGGGAAAGUACAGAGCAGUUAUCUGCACUCACUUCUGGAAACAGGGGAGCUGCUAAGAAAAAGACUUGAGACCACAAAGAAACUAAAAAUUUAAGGAAGAAUGAACCACAGACACUGACGACACUACAGCAGAAGACGACCACCACCUUCCCCAGCAAAAGCAACAUCUGGCUGGCAUCGUUCUAAUCCAGAACUUCCUCACAAAUGCAUGAAGGACUUUGAUCGUGAAUUAAUUUUUGAGGUAUUAAAUAUAUACAACGAAUUAAAUUAUUGUAUAUAAACCAGAAGCAGGACCCUCAACUGGGUUUACCACUCUUUAUACCUGUUCAUAUCCACAGGACAGCAACAAGUGAACCCCACUUCACUCCCAUCACCAGAAAUGUCUUGGGUGGAGGUUUCUUUACAAGCAGCAAUAGAAAUUCAGUUUAAAGCAUCGACCUCAGAGCAGGUGGAUUGCUCUUCCGUCAUGCAGUGGGAGUUUGGGUUUGGUCUUUUAGCCACAGGAGGCAGAAAGCAGUUGUAGGAGCAGACAUGGAAGCAGGGCUUUUUCUAUAGCAGCAGGUUGCUAGUGAGGCUCCUACAGAAUCAGGGUAGGUCCACAGAGGGUCAGGUGAGAAGUGUCAUGAGCACAUGCUGCACACAUGACCACAGGUGCUCAGUUUUGGCUUCAUAGUUCUGACAGCCAAGACAUACCCAGUCCGAUCCUGGGAGAGCUCAGACUGUAUAGCCCGCCUCGUGCUUCAUAAGCUGCUGAGACCUUGUGCCGCUGGUCCUCUAGGAAAGGUGGGAAGAGCUGUUGAAAAAGAGGUGUACAUGGUUUGUGCAGGCGAUUCUGAUACGUGUGUCAUUGGUUUUGAGUCACAUUUUGCAGCCAAUUCAUGAGUCUCACAGAUACAUAUGCAUAAAUAUGCUUGGAAACAAAGAUUUACUACUUAAGUGUUUUUAGGUGGGGUGUUUGGGGCAGAAGGAAUUGUACAUUAUGGAUUUAGCCUAGGUUUUAAGUUUUAGGUUGACAAAAGAUACAUUUUACAAUGGGCCUAAUAUGGGUCUGCUUUAUUGACACUUGAGAACUGCAUCAGGAUGUAUUGACUUUGUUCACCUGAAGUUGGAGGUCUGGUCCCCAAACACGCAGCUUGAGAGGCUGGUCUGACAGAAGAUGAAAGCUGCUCUUGAACAUGUUGUGCCGAGCUCUUACAGCUCCUUCGGUGACUGUUUUGGGGUCUGAGUCACCUCUUCUGUUCCUGUCCCCAUCACCUGACUCCUCCGAGUCAGUAACUAAAGAUGAAAAGAUGAAUUUGGUGAUGAUUGGUCCUCCCACCGACUGUUCCAGCAAGAGGCGGCACCAGCUGAAGGAGAGCUGACAAAAUCUUGGUGGCUAGGUUUGCAUUUUAUCCUUUAUCUUGACAUUCUUAGAUUCACAAAUUGGCAUAGUGGUUAGUAAUAGUUUAAACGUCUAAGGAAGCCUAUAGAAACUACUUUUUUACUUGUAAGAUGUGCUGGAGCCUAGACCAUGUAAUCGUACCAGAGUGUCACUUGCUCUAUCUCAAAAGAAAGGGCCUUUUUGAAUAAGAUGGGUUGAAGACUCUGAUUUUGACUUGCCUUGAACAACAUGUGGUCAUUUUCUGUAGUUACGGCCUGUUUCCCAUGGGACUGGGCGGGCUUUUGCCUGCAUUGUGGCUCCUGGAAUGUUUCUUGGGAUAUUCAAAUUAUACUGUAUGUAUGUGGCCAUAGAUGCUCUAAAACAUCUGUCAGCCAUCCAUCAUCAGUUAGAUAUGGACUCUGUGGGCUGGCUCUGGUCCUCAGGCAUAGCUCCUCUCUAGUGGUCUAUCCAGUCAGUCCUCUGCCUCGGCACCUGGGACCUCCACUGGUCUUACUGACAAAUAAUGUCAUGUUGGACUUAUACUUCCUUUGUUACUUGCUGAUUUUCUUACUAAAUGUAGCAUUUCAAUUAGAUCCAAUUCUUAAAUUUUGAGAUAAUUGUAAAAAGAAUGAAAUUAUGAAGAAAUGGCCAAUAUCUUUUAUCAGUCUAUUCUUUUUGGAAGCCGUCAUGCACUAUAAAUUGUGUACAGUUAAAGUGUAUAUACAUAUAUAUAUGUGUGUAUAUACACUUUUUUACUUAGUGAGUAAAAGCACCCUCUCCCCAUGCUUGUAUGUCAUUAGUAUCUGAGGAGAAUGCUCAGAGACUUGCUGCUGCUGCUGCUCUGGUUUAUAUGGUUUUGUUUUUGUGUGGUAAAUUGGUAUUUAAAAAACAAAAAACAAAACAAAACAAAAAAAAACCACGACUACUGUUUACAGAUGAAAAAAAAAAAUCACUGCUUUUUAUACUACUGAGAUCCUAAGUCAAGACUUUCCAAAGCAGGCAUUGGGUUCAAGUUACUUCUCUGACAGAGCGUCCUCUGUAGUGUCUCCACAUAUGGAGAGUGUGCACAAACCUAGGUGUGCUGCCAUUGAUUUUGUAUAUUUUCAUAAUUUUAAUUGUUCAAAAUUGCAUUAUAUUUUGCAGUCACCAUGUUCAAUCUGUAUUUGUCUUUCACUUCAACUUUUUCAAUAUAAAAAAGGGGUUCAAUUUAUCUGCAGGCUUGUUGAAACUCUUCCUACUUUCCUUUGUGAUUUAUUGGUAUGGGAAAUCUGCUCUUGAGAAUUGAGUGAAGGCAGCAAAUUGGCUUUAACUGGACAGGUUUAAUUUACAUAAACAUUUUAAUUUUAGUUUG
This is a messenger RNA of Meriones unguiculatus (Mongolian gerbil), 5600 nucleotides long. It is a transcript of the gene Naa25, whose product is annotated as N-alpha-acetyltransferase 25, NatB auxiliary subunit. Gene Ontology annotation, molecular function: protein binding; protein-N-terminal amino-acid acetyltransferase activity. Gene Ontology annotation, biological process: N-terminal peptidyl-methionine acetylation. Gene Ontology annotation, cellular component: cytoplasm; NatB complex. The record is from RefSeq and is a predicted model, not a curated record. The transcript has 24 exons. Lineage: Eukaryota; Metazoa; Chordata; Mammalia; Rodentia; Muridae. Bases 65 to 2983 code for a protein of 972 amino acids.